Micropterus salmoides (largemouth bass) is the source of this 4738-nucleotide messenger RNA. It is a transcript of the gene acin1b, whose product is annotated as apoptotic chromatin condensation inducer 1b. The coding region runs from base 34 to 3660 and encodes 1208 amino acids. NCBI's taxonomy places the organism in Eukaryota, Metazoa, Chordata, Actinopteri, Centrarchiformes, Centrarchidae. The record is from RefSeq and is a predicted model, not a curated record. The transcript has 17 exons. Gene Ontology annotation, molecular function: RNA binding.
CUUGUUGGAGUUUAGACAAGCGGAGGGAGCAAAAUGGCGGACGAAGAUAUUACGCUUGAUGGAAAACCUCUACAAUCGCUGAGAGUCGCGGAUUUAAAAGCCGCGCUGGAGCAAAGAAACCUCCCAAAAAGCGGGCAGAAAAACACACUCAUGAAGCGACUGAAAGGGGCUCUGAUGCUGGAAAAUCUUCAGAAGUCAUCCUCCUCUCACAGCGGGCUGCAGCCCAACUCACAGAUAGGUGAGGAGAUGAGCCAGAAUAGCUUCAUAAAACAGUACCUGGCCAAACAGCAGGAGCUCCUUCGCCAGAGACUGGAGAGAGAGGCCCAGCAGGAUGAAGACGCAGACGAAAGCCCAGCAGUGCCGGAGGAGGAUGACGACCACUCGGAGGACAAUGAUAGUUCUUCCUAUGUCUCUGACAAGCUGCAUCGCUCCAUACCCUCCCAGCCCUCAAUGACCAGGGCGGAGGAGAAGGGAGGAGGAGACUCAGUGAUGGGUCAUGGGAUGAUGGCCUGCGGGACUGACAUGGGCCCCGGUCCUAACCUCCACCCCCAGGAGUCCCUUGAGGCUCCAGGAGCUAGGAUGCAGAGAGCCACCUUUCAUCAAGGACACAAGGAGCCGCCAGCUCCCUCUCCUCCCCGUGCCGUAGCAUCUCUGUCAGUGCGAGUCCUGGGUCAGCCUGACCGCCAGGGGCUGCCCCCUGCCGUAUCCCGAGCCCAGCAGAAGGAGGGCACCGCACCGAGUGAACCAGGAUCAGCUCACCCCGUCCUUCACCUUAGCCGAUCUGCCGGGGUCUCAACAGGAGGUCACGAGGACGAUGAUGAAGAUGACGACGACGACAGUGAGGAUGACGAGGAUUGGGGGCCUGGUCCUGGCGGGUCACGAAGGGGCAACAGAGUGCCUCCCCAGCCACAGCAGAUGCCCCCCAGUGCGCCAUCAACAGUUGUAAGAUCCAAACGCAAGCUCCAGCCUCCGCAGCACAUCCCACCACCACAGGCACACCACACCCCAAUGCAACUGCGCCACCCCACUCCUCCUCCCUCUCCACCCCCUGACCUGUUUCCCCUACCUGACACUCCCAAGCAGAGCCCACCAGACACAGACGACCAGGAGGGUGAAGGCCCUGAGGCUGCACGUGGUCCAAGGGUGACGCCCUUCCCACCUUCCACCAUGCAGAGGCAAGACUCUGACUCAAGCUCACGUUCCAGCAGUCCUGAGCCCUCUGUGAAGCGCAGGCCGGGGCCCCUUUCUCUGCUCGUACACAAGAUGGAGUCAGAGGGGGCUUUCUGUGCAGGGGAGGCCACCUCGGCUGCAGAUAUGUCGGGAGAGGCCGCACACUCCUCUGCUGGGUCUGCCGGUUCCAGUGAAUCUCCACUGCAGAGACUGGAGAGAAAGAGGCUGCAGGAGAACAGAGAGAAGGAGGAAGAGAGGCGGAUGAAGGAGGAGAAGGAGAGAGAAAGAAGGAUGAUACAAGAACAGGAGAGAGAGAAGAAGAAGCAGGAAGAAGAGAAGGAGAGGAAACGACUGGAAGAGGAGGAGAAACAGCGUCAGAAAGACGAGCAAGAAAAAGAGAGAAAACAUCAGGAGGGGGAGAGGAGGAGGAAGGAGAAACUGCUAGAGGAGAAGAACAAGAGACAGGAGGCGGCCAACAAAGACAGGGUGGUUGGGAUGAAGGUCCAAGAUUCAGGAUCCUCAUCAGAUUCUGACUCCCAGUCAGACUCCUCUCCACGCUCAUCACAGUCCUCCUCCUCCUCCGGGGAUAAAACCCGCCCUGCCAGGCAGCUGAAGAAGGCAGACCAAGGACAAGAAUCAGAGGAUGAGAAAAAGACUAACCAGAGCAAAGGGGCAGAGAAACGCUCCCUUUCAAAAAGGGAGGUGUCGGAGCCCAGCGCAGCUGCUGUGACAGAGGUGGAACCAGACGCAGAGAGCUCCAUGCCCCAGCAGCCGCCCUCCGGGGCCGAGCCGGAGAACAGCGAGGGGCGCCUGGAGGAGAGCACCACUCCUAAGGCUUUUGCUGCUCGCAAGAUAUCCCUGACCAGCAGUAAGAUGUCUCCAGCCACCACAGACGGAGGAGCAGGAGAGUCGGAGACAGGAAGUGCAGCAGGGAGGAAGAGGCGGUGGGGCUCCAGCACAUCAGUGACUACAAAGAAACCAUCCAUCAGCAUCACCACUGACUCACUGAAGUCUUUGAUCCCAGACAUCAAAGUGAACCAGGAGGCGGUGGUGGAGCUGCACCCAGAGGAGCUUCAGCUGUCCGGGGACGAGGAGAACCUGGACACUAGCCGGGGCGACCAGGACAAAGGCCUCAAGAUCCGACGCACCGUCACACAGGUCGUCCCAGGUGACAGCCAGGAAAAUGGACAGACAAAUGAAGAAGAGGAGGAGGUGGAGAAAACAGAGAAAGAAAAACAACGCAGGACUUCCAGAGACAAAAGAAAGAACAGUGUUUCGGAGGAAGCCUCGGAAACACAGACAUUUGUCAAGCACGAUGGAGAGGCAAAGAAAGUUACCCCCAGCGACAGUCUGGUGCGCCGCUCCAUAAGCCAACAGAAGUCUGGCGUGUCCGUGACCAUUGAUGACCCCGUACGCACAACCAGGCAGCCCUCGCCGCCUCAUGGCAAAGUCUCAAAUAUUAUCCAUGUGACCAACCUGGUCCGUCCCUUCACCCUGGGCCAGCUCAAGGAGCUCCUGAACAGGACGGGCAGCGUGGUGGAAGAGGGCUUCUGGAUCGACAAGAUCAAGUCUCACUGCUUCGUCACAUACUCCACCACAGAGGAGGCGGUCGCCACCAGAGCUGCCCUCCACGGGGUCAAAUGGCCUCUGAGCAAUCCCAAGGUCCUCAGCGUCGACUUCUGUGAGCAGGAUGAGCUGGACUUUCACAAAGGGGUCCUGAAGCCGGAAAAGGUGGAGGACCCUAUUGCCCAGCCAGCAGGUCCUCAGAACCGACUGCCCCCUCUGAUGCCUGAGCGAGAAAGGGACAGAGAAAGAGACCGGGACAGAGAGCGCGAUCGAGACCGCGAACGGGACCGAGGCGUGGCCAUGGCUGGAGUGCGGGAUCUGUGGGCAGAGCGGGAGAGAGAGAUGGAGCGCCGGGAACGGGCCCGUGGCGAGCGGGAAUGGGACCGAGAUAAGGUCCGGGAAUUUGCAAGACCGGGAGAGGACGGGCAACGCUCUCGCUCCAGAGACAGAGAGAGGAGGAGGAGGGAGAGGGCCAAGAGCAAGGAGAGGAAGACCGAUAAGAAGGAGAAAGGAGACGAGCCUCCUGCCAAACUGCUAGACGACUUGUUCCUCAAGACCAAAGCAGCUCCGUGUAUAUACUGGCUUCCCCUCACUGAGGAGCAGGCGACGCAGAGGCUGUUGGACCGCACGGAGCGGCAAAAGGAGCGCGAGCGAAGGCGCAAAGAGCAGCAAGAGGAGGCGGAGAAGAAGCGCGAGGAGGAGAGGAAGGAGAGGCUGAAGGGCCGGGAGAAGGAGGUCAGCGUGGCGGCGAGCGGCGGAGCAGCCGGACGAGGAGCCGACGGAGACCGAGAGAGGGACCGGGGCCGAGACAGAGAGGGGGACAAAAAGAGGGACAGCAGCCACCGACCCAGACGACCCUCGGCAGGCGCUGGCAGUGGGCGGCGCUCCCGUAGCCGUAGCAACCCCAGGGACAGACGCCGCUGAGGGCUGAGCAGCUGCAGAGAAAGCUGAAGAGAGGGGAAGGGAGGGGGGGACACGGCUUAGCGGAGGACACUGCAGACAGGAAGUCUUGGGAGGGAGUGUUUCCACUCAAUUCUCUUGCAUCAAGUUCAGGACUUGUGUCUGCUGCUCGCCAGCUGCCCCACGUGCUUUAAUUCGUCCACUUUGAUGCCAGCGUUGUCUUCCACCCGCUUCUGCCAUUUCCCUUCCUCCCCGCCCACCCGUCCGCCCACACCUCGUCCACAUCAAUUUACACAUGUUGAGUACACGUUUUGUUAGUAGUUAAACGGCGGCUCAUCUAGCUCCCCACUCUUUUGUUCUGUCGUCCGGAAGCAGAAGUCACUCCUGUCCCUCUGCAGAGAGCGGCGUUCCUCCUCGUCUCCGUGCUGUUUAAUUCUCCUCUGUUGAAGAAGCAGAGAAGGGUGGUGUGUAUUUUUUUUCUUUUGGGCUCGCCUCAGCAUUUUGUCCCACUGAGGUUUGGGAGCCUGCCUCUUUAUUUUAGUUCUGCGGGCGCACAGUUCCUUCCUCCUCCGAGCCCUGUAAUAAAAUCAGUCCAAAAUAGAUCCCUGACCUUCAAAUAUUUCCUAGGAUCAGUUUUAGUGUUCUACUCUUCAGCACACAGUUGUUGAUUUUUUUUUUUGUGUUUUUUUUUACAGGCAGUCUUUGUCAAAGUGAGGAAAGUUAUUUUGUUGAAGUUUUAUGAAUCAUGUCAAUCCUUUUCAGCCUUGGAGGGGUUGUUGUGCGCCACAGCAGGUGAUGUUUGUGCGAGUAUAUAACCUUCAUCUCCCUCUCCCACGGCGAUACAACUGGUACCAAGUCUCAACACUGUAACCUAGAAAAGUGUGCGAUAGGAAGAGACGCGCCCAAGCUCAUCUUCUAGUAGAUGUUUUUGGAAAUAAGAGGGGGAGGAUAUAAAAUUCUUCAAGUGGAGGUUUACUCUGUAAUAAUUAGGGGAAUCUGACCUUCCCUGCACUGAAGUCUCCAUUUGGGAAAUCCCUCCUCUGACCCAUCAAUCAUAUAUAUUUAAGAGGACGUUUACCUGCUAAUAGAGUUAUAGUUACAA